Molecule: messenger RNA, 559 nt
Organism: Gavia stellata (red-throated loon)
Lineage: Eukaryota; Metazoa; Chordata; Aves; Gaviiformes; Gaviidae
Product: exocyst complex component 7-like
Exons: 5
Coding region: 36-548 (170 amino acids)
Source: RefSeq, a predicted model, not a curated record
AACGGUGGAGCGCGGCCCCGGCGCUCCGCGGCAGGAUGAUCCCCGCCGAGGAGGUGUCGGCCCGCAGGAGGGCGAUCGAGGGCAAGCUCAAGCAGGAAGAAGAAACCCUGUCCUUUAUCAAAGAGAGCCUUGAGAAGAGUGACCAGCUUACAAAGAACAUGGUUUCUAUUCUUUCCUCCUUUGAAAGUCGUUUGAUGAAGCUGGAGAACUCGAUCAUCCCUGUCCAUAAACAGACAGAGAACCUGCAGCGCUUGCAGGAGAACGUGGAGAAGACCCUGUCCUGCUUGGAUCACGUCAUCAGUUACUCCCAUGUGGCUAAGGACACAGAGAAGAUCAUAAAGGAAGGCCCCACUGGGAGGCUGGAGGAGUACUUGAAUUGCAUGGACAAAAUCCAGAAGGCGGUGGAAUACUUCCAGGACAACAAUCCAGACAGCCCAGAGCUGAACCGCAUGAAAUCCCUCUUUGAGAGGGGCAAGCCGCAGCUUGAUGACACGACACACCAAGCCGGUCCCACCCAUCCUCAUCCUGGACCUGAUCAGCGGGGAUGAUGAAAUGGAGA